ACCAGCAUAUUGGUGUCCUCCUUCCCGAGACCAAUGCCGGCAAAACUGUGCAAAGUCACGCCGCCGAUAUUGCACGCAGCGAGGCCUGUGGAGGCCGUGACUGCCAAACGUUCUGGGUCUCGCGCGUAUUUCUUCUUGAGUUCCUGGAUGAUGGCCCGCAUCAGCACCGACUUGCCCGUACCGGCAGGACCAGUGAAAAAGACGCUCUGCCCCUCUUCGAUAACAAGCUCCUUGACAUGUCGCUGCUCG
Messenger RNA from Parathielavia appendiculata, 249 nucleotides. RefSeq lists its product as uncharacterized. The annotation marks the transcript as partial. The transcript has a single exon. The record is from RefSeq and is a predicted model, not a curated record. NCBI's taxonomy places the organism in Eukaryota, Fungi, Ascomycota, Sordariomycetes, Sordariales, Chaetomiaceae.